GAUUGCAAUGAAUUCGGCCAUAAGCUGUUAUCAGAUGAAUGCACAGUGGCUAUGCGCGCUUACAUGUAUCAGCAAGAUGAGCAAUUUGCUGUUGCAACCUGACUUGGUUGCAUAUUCUACCGUGAUGAGCGCAUGCUCGAACGCAGCGAAGUGGCAAUUUGCAAUCGGUCUGUUGGAGAAUGUAGCUGAAGCGUCGCUGCAGCCUGAUAAGCUGCUUGUCAAUGCUGCCAUGAGGGCCUUUGCUAUGAGCACAGACUGGGAAGGCGUUCUGCGUUUCCUCUCCAAUUUCAAGACA
Symbiodinium pilosum is the source of this 295-nucleotide messenger RNA. NCBI's taxonomy places the organism in Eukaryota, Dinophyceae, Suessiales, Symbiodiniaceae. The record is from the annotation of a GenBank genome assembly.